CAAUCAUAAAACGCGUGAUCGAAGCGUGACCUCUGGCAUUGAACCAAAAUGGCUGCUUAAGUAUGAACUCGGAGAUCGAUAACGUUUGUAGCUUGUUAUAAAUUAAAACGAUUUAAGGAAGUGGAGAUCUGAAGAUAGAGUGCAUUUUUAAACAGUGAUAUGAGUUCACAUAUUAAAAUGGCAGACCAAGUUGAAGACAUUUUGCCGACAGUGGCAGAAUAUUAUACGGGGCGAAAUGUAUUCAUUACUGGUGGAACAGGGUUUAUAGGAAAAGUUUUAAUUGAAAAACUAAUAAGGAGCUGUCCUAAAAUUGGAAAGUUAUUUAUUUUGAUUCGACCUAAACGCUCACAAGAUAUUCACCAAAGAAUGGAAGAUAUGUUAAAUGGUCCUAUUUUUGACAAGAUAAGAAAAGACCAGCCUAAAUUUAAAGAUCGGUUUGUGCCCAUAAACGGUGACAUGUGUGUGGAAGGGCUAGGUAUCAGCCCAUCAGACCGUGACAUGCUGGAGACCGAGACCCAAAUUGUGUUUCAUAGUGCUGCAACUGUCAGAUUUGAUGAACCUCUCCGGGUGGCAGUUCAGAUGAAUGUUCUUGGUGUGAGAAAGAUGGUUCAGCUCUGUAAAAACUUUAAGAAGCUGGAGGUUUUUGUCCAUGUAUCGACAGCAUAUGCCAAUUGUGAUAGGCCAUACAUAGAGGAGGUUGUCUACCCCACACCAGUAGAUCCACAAAAACUUAUAGAUUCCCUCGAGUGGAUGGAUGAUGAAAUGGUUGAGUUGAUCACCCAACAGCUCAUUGGAGGCAAACCAAACACAUACACAUACACAAAGCAGCUAGCAGAAGACCUAUUGAUCAAGGAGGGGGCAGGGCUUCCCCUUGCAAUCGUACGGCCAUCCAUAGUGGGCGCUGCAUGGAAAGAACCCAUACCUGGUUGGAUUGACAAUUACAAUGGUCCUAGUGGCCUAUACAUAGCAGUUGGUAAGGGAAUCCUGCGGUCGAUGAAGUGUGACUACCAGGGAGUUGCAGACAUCGUGCCUGUGGACAUCCCGGUGAACAUGUUGAUAACUGUGGCGUGGUACACUGCCCUUGCCAAACCAUCCAACAUCCUCAUCUGUCACUCUACCACCGGCUCAGUCAACCCAUUCACAUGGGGAGAAAUGGAGGAUGUUGUGAUGAACUUUUGGAAGAAAGUGCCUUUGGAUGCAUGCUUUAGAAGGCCCAGAAUCACCCUUACAAACAAUGGUUUCCUUCAUGAGUUUUAUGUGAUGGUAAGCCACCUGGUGCCAGCCUACCUGGCAGACAUGGGCUACUCUCUCCUUGGCAAGAAACCAAGAAUGGUGAAGAUUUACAACAAACUGCAUCGGUCCAUGAACACUCUGACCUACUUCACGGUCCAGUCAUGGGAGUGGACGUACAGCAACCUCGACAUGCUCGUCAGUCAGAUGUCUCCAGAGGACAGGAAGACGUUUUACUUUGACCCACGACCGCUGCACUGGCCCACGUACAUGGAGAAUUACUGCCUCGGAACAAAGAAGUUCCUCCUGAAUGAAGACCUGUCCGGGAUCCCUGCAGCACGCGCUCACCUAAAAAAGUUGCGAAACAUUCGAUACACCUUUAACACUAUACUGGCCAUAGUGUUGUGGAGAACUCUAGUUGCCCGCUCUCAGAUAGCACGAAACCUUUGGUUCUUCAUCAUGGGACUCGUGAUGAAGUUUGUCAAGUAUUUUAGAAUCACAAGCACCAUUCGCUGACCCAGGCAAACCUAGGGUGUUGUGUGUUGAUGCAGUCAUACAAGUUGAUGGGAUCAAAUAUUUCACAGAACAAGCACUUGAAUCUGAAUUGCUGUGGAAAUGAUUAUGUGAAGAGUGUGUUUUAUUAAUAGGCAUUCCACAUCAUGUGUUUUGCCAUAUUAAGUGAAUGUGUGGACACUUGAAGAAGAAUUGUUAAGAAGAUAGGAGAGUAUUUUGUUGUUCAUGAAAUUUUAUUUAUGAAGAAAUUUUUCGAUUUCCCUUUUUAUGAUCAUUGUAAAAUAACAUACAUUACUCCACAAUUGUGUUUCAUAACAUUAAGAAUUUUUAAAAAAUGUCAGAGAUUUUUUAGAAUAUUUGACAUGUUCUAGUCAGUUCCCUAUUUGGCUUCACCAAACAAUUAGUUCGGAUGGAAAUGUUCAUAUACGUGAAACAAGGCUUAUAACCCUUGCUUAAAUUAACCAACUUGAGAAAGAUGGUAAGGUAUUGGCAACCGCUCACAGUCAUAAAUGCAUUUUGUCUUUCUGUUUUCUUACCUCGUGUGAAUCAAAAAUAAAAAGAAAUGUUUUGUAUCAAGACUGAAAAAGAAUGGUUCGUAUUUGUGAUUGUUCCUUAAGUAUUUAGAAAUCCAUAGUCAUGAGCCAUGGUUGUAAACUUGUUGGCUUGGUUAUAGAAAUGUGUUUUUAGUUAAGUACUGCAUUAGGGCCUGUUGUAUGAUUUUGUAUUCGUUAUAGUUAUACACCAAGGGUUCCCAAACAAUGAACUGAGAUAAUGUUAGCUGGUUGUUCUGCUACAGACCAUUUUGCCGUACGUUUUCUGUCUUACAUUUGAAUUUUAAGUAGUACGAACAUGGUACAGGUUUUUCGUUUUUUACUGAUGUUUGUAAAGCAGCCAUUUAUGUUCGCAUCACAAUUUAUGAACUUGGUUAUCUUGAAAGUAACUUUUUGCUCAAUUGAAAAUGUGUUAUUGACUAAUGAUUGAAUCUUAAUAUGGCUAAAAGGCUCAUUUGCUUUAUUGCAGUUGAAAAAACAAAUACAGAAAAUAUUUGGUUAUUAUGGAGGGAGUAAAAAUGUAAUGCAUUUAUUGGAUCAUAUAUUAUUUAAAUUAUAAUUAUAUUUUUAUUGCAUGGAAUAAUAACAUUAUUCUUAAGUUUAUAUAUAUCUAUAAAACAAAUAUAUGAUCUUUAUUUAUGAAUGUAUCCAUGACAUGAAUGUAGCAGUAGAUAUCAAUGUGCAUGUAUAUAGUUCUGAAACUGCUUAUAACAUGGUUCAGAAAAUAUAAUGCUUCAGGGUUACAUGAUUGAUAAACUAAACAGGAGAUGGGAUUAACUUUAGCGUUAACAUACAUUCUUACCAAAGAACUAUGCCAUACAUGUAUAUAUGUCUAAUGCAGUAGUGGCUAUUUUCAAUUUGACCUUUUCAUAGCUCAUGUUAAACAUAGUUUAAUUUAUUUCCGUGAUUUAUUACUCAUUCUUAAAUAAAUUAUUAUUCCAAUUGAUCUACUUGUUGAAAGAUAUGAGCUACAAGUUAUAUAGCAUAAUAUAUAUGAACAACCAAAUUCAAAGGAUGUCUUUCAGGACUUCAUGCUGCACAUGGAAUGCAAAAAUAGUAUUUUAUUUACAAAAAAUGCACAACGUUGCCAGAAUUAUGAUAUUAUGCUUAUUUUUAUAACACAUUGGCAGUUACAGCUUUAACACAAUUUUGUUUAUGAAAUGAUUAACAUAGCAAGAACUGGUUUAAAUUGUAAAUGCCUUACAACAAUAUUAUUGUAAGUGACACAGUCAGUUGUUUUAUGUUCGCUUAUGGUUUGUUCAGGUCUUAUUUUAAUGCAUCAUGUAUAUUUUGUAUUUAUGUGUUUUACUAUGAUUUAUUGUUGCAUACUUUGCUUUUUAGCUUUAUUUCUGUUAUUUCUGCACAAUAAAUUAUCCAAAUAAAUCUGCCAAAUAUUC
Molecule: messenger RNA, 3691 nt
Organism: Mya arenaria
Lineage: Eukaryota; Metazoa; Mollusca; Bivalvia; Myida; Myidae
Product: fatty acyl-CoA reductase 1-like
Exons: 13
Coding region: 160-1746 (528 amino acids)
Biological process (GO): long-chain fatty-acyl-CoA metabolic process
Cellular component (GO): peroxisome
Molecular function (GO): alcohol-forming very long-chain fatty acyl-CoA reductase (NADP+) activity
Source: RefSeq, a predicted model, not a curated record